Molecule: messenger RNA, 3503 nt
Organism: Porites lobata
Lineage: Eukaryota; Metazoa; Cnidaria; Anthozoa; Scleractinia; Poritidae
Source: the annotation of a GenBank genome assembly
AUGCGCCAGAAGAGAGCUGUCCAGCAACCACAGGAGCCGGACAUGAAUUCCUUUGCUACAGACUUCAACAAAUGUCUGUUCAAAUUCUGGACAACAUUUUGCGGGCCCAGAGAAUCUGUCCUUCAGAUGCCUGUCAAGUGUCCAGGAGGAACUUCAAAACAGCUUUGUUAUGGAGCCAAUCCUAACCAAGCUCAGUUUGCUGUUUGCUACAGCACAGAGACAAAAAUACCGCUUUUCUCUGGACACGUUCUGGAUCCCAAUAUCCCAGAAGGUGGAGGAAGAGAUGCAGAUUGGAGAAGCGACCCCACUGUUGGCAAGUAGUGUAAUUAUCUUCAAGGGUCGAUUUCGAUCCCGUUAACCUUCUGUACAGUGGCCAUAACACCUUUAACCGGCACUCGUUUGAUUAACGAUUAUUUGUUAAUUAACUAGGAAACCAAGACUCAGUGGCACAAGACGAUGAUUACAGGGCCGCGCAGAACCAAAUUAUAGACAACUACAAUCAACAACAACAACAUUUUUUUUCCAGAGGUCAUCUGACUCCAAAUGCGGAUUUUGCAGAUGCCGACCGGCGUUCAUACACAAUGGUAACAACCAAUAUUGCACCGCAGUGGCAGUUAUUCAACGCUCAAAACUGGGCUGAAAUGGAAAGACUGCUAAGAGGGUUUGCAACCCAAGAGAAUCAUCCACUUUAUGUAUUUACUGGCACAAGUUAGUAUCACAUUUCAACGUUUUCAUUUCCGAUAAUAAUAGUAGCAAUUCAUUUUCUGAGGGAAGGAGGGACGCUAUCGAACCAAAUUACCAAGUGAACUACCAUUGUGGUCUGCGUUCACUGGCAGCGUAUAAAACAGACGUAGGUCUUCUUUCCAGCGUAAUAUCAUUACGUACAAGGCGCAAACGCCUCACACGAAAAUCGAAUGACCAGCUUUAUUCUCGCUAUACAAGGUAAUUUCAUUUUUCUAGCAUAAGUUAUCAUUCUGUCAUUAAAAAAUCAUAAUCUCUCCCAAACUCCAUCCAACACUGUAAAUAAUAAUAAUAAUAAUAACAAUAACAAUAAUAAUAAUAAUUAUAAUGAUGAUGGUGAUGAUGAUUGUAUUUAUAUAGCGCUGUUUACCACUAAUUGUCAAAGCUGUUACUAAGAUAAAUUAUGGUAAUAAUGUUAACAGUAAAACAUAAAACGCCAACGUCAUAAUUUGAAAAAUACAACAAAAUAAUCACCAUAUUAAAAAUCUGUAUGAAAAGAAAUCUCUAGAUCAAAAGCUGCGUCUUUAGUGAUCUCUUAAAUUAAUUCAAAUACGCUGUUUUUCCGAUUACAUAUUCUAUUCCAUAAAUUUGGAGCUGCGAUAAAAAAGAUAUAUAUCCAUACGUUUUUAAUAUCAGUAAGUACUAUUCAGUGCAACUAAAAGUUAAGACAUUCUUUACUGCAAGAAUGUAAGGACCUAGAAUAUUUCUGAUAACUCAAGAGAUGGGAGAUAUACGAAGGAACCGGACCAUUUAGAACUUUGUUCACCAAUAAAAAUACGGAAAAUCCUCUAUUGAGCCAUCCCCCCUCUCAAAUAAGCCUAACCUGUGGGUGGUCAGGCCCUCCUUCUUCCCUUUUCUAUUGUUGAGCCAAUAAUGACUGAUGCUCAAGUGUCAAAGGAUCAAGCGAACAAGGCGCAACUACUCGUUAGACAGAAUUCAGACGUCUAUAUUUCAAGUUUUCUUGGAAAAUCAUGUCCCCGGUGCUCAUGCAAUAACUAAUUCUUUGAGAAAAACAUUAUAUAUUUCCUCUUCUCAUCUGACCAUCAUCUGUCCAUAAAUUUAUGUCCCGUCAGACCAAUCUGAUUUCUGUAAUAUAACGUGGUAUUCCACAGGGGUCUAUUUUAGGCCCUCUCUUAUUUACUAUUUAUAUUAAUGAUCUCCCUUCAUGUAAUUUGUUUUCAAAACCCAGAAUGUAUGCAGAUGAUACUACCCUUACCUCGUCUGCAGAAGACCCAUGUGUCCUUGAACAUAAAAUGAAUUAUUAUAUGAAUUUAAUUCAAUCAUGGCUGUCAGCAAACAAAUUAACUUUAAAUGUUAAGAAGAGUAAAUACAUGCUUAUAGGGACCCAAUUUAAGUUAUCCCAAAUAAAUAGUGACUUCACAGUCAAAGUCAAUAAUACACCCUUAGAAAGAGUAAUUAAAUAUAAAUCCCUUGGGGUUCAAAUUGAUGAAUCUUUGAACUGGCAGCCACACAUUAAUACCAUAUAUCCGCUGGUAUGCAAAUGCACUGGUAAUACCAUAUUUUAAUUACUGUGGUGCUGUAUGGGGUAAUAUCAAUAAGGGACUAGCAGACAAACUUCAAAAGAUGCAGAAUAGGACUGCUAGAAUUCUCACCUUUUCUAACUAUGACGUUUGCUCAAGUGUUUUUGUUGGAUGAACUUGGCUGGGAAAGGCUAGAAUAUGUAAGACUUAAACAGUUGGCUGUGACAAUGUAUAAAAUCCAUAAUAAUCUUUUCCCGUCGUAUCUGAGGCGGAUCUUUGCCAACACCUCAAAUGUUCAUUCACACAAUCUUAGAAAUACUGAGUUAAAUUAUUGUGUCUCCAGACCCAGAACUGAGUCUGCAAAAGGGAGCCUACACUACAGAGGAUCUGUUCUGUGGAACAAGAUUCCCUCAGUGAUUAGAAAACUGCCUGGUUUAAAUGUUUUUAAAACUUCAAUUCAUGGGAAAGAUUUUCUAAUACACCAUGUCUCAUUGUAACCCUUAUUAUUAAUAAUGUAAGUUUUUGUAUUUUUAACAUUAUAGUCAAAUAGUUCCUUAGAGUAUUUUAGUCUAGUUUUAAACACGAUUCCUAGGAAGACAUGUAAAAUGAUACAAUUUCGUGCAUAAAUAAAGAUUGAUGAUGUAAGGUAAUUGAGGGAUACAUGCCUUCCCAGACUUCAGAUAAAUGACUACUUGGCUGACCGCUUUAUCCCUGUACGACGGCUCCGGUGUGACAUUUUUCGAUGGCCUGUCAUAGAUAUCCGAAUACAAAGUUACGAAUUAUAAGUUUGUGAUUAUUGUUAUUGUUGUUGUUAUUAAAUUUUGUUUUUUGUUUUUCUUUAUUUUUUUUUUUGGCCAUUUUUAGUUCUCUUUAUCAAAAGUAAGUCUGACUUUGUAUUAACGUUGUUAUAUUCAAGGUGGACAGGCGAAAAAUAGAGCUGGAGAAGAAAUCAAGUUAAACCAACGGGUUGUAGUGCCCUUGUACUACUGGAAAGCUGUGUGUGAUCCACUUCACUUGCAAUCGAUUUUCUUCUACGCUCGUAACCCAACCGACACAGCAAGGGCUGAUAAACAGGAAAGAGGCUGUGAAGAAGGAGAACAGACUCAGACAUCUGGGAUAGUCAUGUGUAAGAGUAUAGACGACGGCAUUCAAGCGAUUGAAAAGGAUGUCCCUGGGGCUAUACUCAAGAUACCAGAGUUCACCCGAAAGAAAGCGUGUAAACCUAAUGAGAUGGGAGCGUUAUUCACCGGAUAUAUUCGAGGUCACGCUCACUGGAAUUAA